UGAGCAUGUGACAUAACGGAGGGUACUUAAGUAAAAUCGCAUGUUUUUCAAACUUGGAAAGAGGCGGUAUUGCAUUGCAUGAACUCAAUUCGCUGCAGCUAAACGGCAAUUCCUCUCUCUCUCUCUCUCUCUCCAUAGCAGAAGAUCGGAAUCCUAAACUCGGAAGGUUCAAACAAUCUUGCGGUGCAUUUUUUCAGGAGAAACUUGUUGAUCAUCUGAGAACGCCUAGAAGGACUGGAGCAUUCAGACCAAAAAUAUGGUCGCUCCCAAGGUCAAAUCAAACACAUUCUCAAAACGAGCAGAGUAUCAUGGCGCCAGCAAGUGUGCAGCAGGGAAAAAUUUCAAGGUUUAUGUGGAAAGCGAUAAGGUUAAUGUCCCUGGCCGUGAUUCCAUCAAUGCUCAAAGCAAAAGGAAAUCUACUUCAUUCAUUAAAGGGACUACUCAAACCAGGGCUGGCUAUUCUAAGGAGGACCCCAAAAUCUUGGAGAAGAGUAUUAAAGACAAACGUGAUAGUUCCAGAAAAACAAAUGCUGGAAGAAAAGUUUUGGCUGAUGUGAGCAAUCUCCGGGGGAACUUUUCAAGAGCUGAAGUGCAAGAUGGCUCCAAACCACUGGUAUCAAUGGAUUCAGGCAUGAGAUAUGCAAUGUCUUCGUCGAAUAACUGUAUCAUGGGAAAGGCAAGGGAGAACCUAAGACAACCUAUUGCUAUUUAUUCUACUUUGAAGGAUGAUGCUUUAGAUUUGAAGGCCUAUGUUGAUGACCAAGGGUCCAAAUGUAAGGGCCAUGGAUCUAUGAACACUAAUGUCAGGAUUACUGCAAGGAACCAUCUUCCGCCUCCGAGGAAGUCUUUAACAGCAACAAAAUUGGUUAAGCAGGUCAAUACAAAUGAUAAAAAGGGAACAGCUGAGAAUUUGGAAAAGGUUAAUGGAAUCUAUGGUUUUCCUGUUAAGCCAAAAGUUGCAAGGAAAGUGAUACCCCAAGUAACCAAUGCGAGAAAUCAUAUUUGGCAGAAUCGAGACAGUGAUGGCUUCAUAAUAAUGGCAUCCAAAAGUCAAACUAUUGUGGAUUCCAAAGCUGUUGCAAGAAAAUCUGUCAAGCCAAUUGCAAAAACCUCACAAAGAGUGUCCGGUGUUAGAACAACUUUAAAGUCCAAGGGCACAUCUGGAGGGAACAAAUUCUCAGCUACUACUAUGUCAUGCAAAAAAAAGAAUGGGAGGGCUAUAUUUUUGUCUGAAAAUAGUGCAUCACUUUCUACAAAUGGACAACCUGCUAAACGGGGGGUUCCAUCUGAGUCUGACUGCUGCAGCAACAUUGGUACAUAUGUAUCAGUCAAGCUUGACACUGGAAAAUCUGAUCGUAGGAAAUCUUUUACAUCUUUACUGAUUGCAAGAUCAAAGCUACUGGAAGGAAAUGGUGGGAUUAUGAAGAAAGAAAAUUUGCCAAGUAUUUAUGAUGAUUUCAAUCACCUGGAAGUAACUGAAUAUGUUGAUGAAAUCUACCAAUAUUACUGGGUUUUGGAGGCGCAGCAUCAUUCUCUUGUAAAUUACAUGGUGAUUCAGACAGAAAUCACACCUCAAAUGCGGGGCAUAUUGAUCAAUUGGCUAAUUGAAGUUCACUUAAAAUUUGAUCUGAUGCAAGAAACGCUUUACCUCUCCGUCUCACUAUUGGAUCAGUUUCUAUCAUUAGUUACAAUCAAGAAAAAUGAAAUGCAGUUGGUUGGUCUUACUGCACUCUUGCUGGCAUCAAAAUACGAGGAUUUCUGGCAUCCAAGGGUAUUGGACUUACUUAGCAUCUCAGCAGAGUCAUACACAAGAGACCAAAUGCUUGGAAUGGAGAAAUCUUUUCUAAAGAAGUUGAAAUUCCGCCUAAAUAUUCCUACUCCUUACGUUUUCAUGCUGAGGUUUCUUAGGGCAGCUCAGUCUGACACCAAGGUUGAACAUCUGGCUUUCUACCUCCUUGAGUUGUGUUUAGUUGAACAUGAAGCUUUAAGGUUCAAACCCUCUUUGCUAUCUGCAUCAACAAUCUAUAUUGCUCGGUGUACAUUAGGAAAAUCUCCAGCAUGGACUCCAUUGCUUCGCAAUCAUGCACACUAUGAAGAGUACCAGAUCAGGGACUGUGCAGAAAUGGUACUGAAAUUCCACAGGGCUGCUAAAACAUCAAUGUUGAAAGUCACUUUUGAGAAAUAUUCAGGAGUUGAAUACAGUGGAGUUGCUACCAUAAAACCUUUAAAUAAGCUUCCUCAGAGCUGAGUAUUAUAGAAUUCUGUAAAAGCAUCCGUUACUUGCGUACAAGUUGCAAACUUUGAAAGGAAAUUGUAGUAACGAUUACUUUAAUCCAUUUACUCAGUCCCAACCAUACCACAAAAGGAAUGUUCUAUGAAUCACAUGUUAGCUUCCAAGAUACUGAUGGACCCAAGAUGCUGCUUGUAUCAUUUGGAAAUCAAAUGAAUCUGUAAUUAUGAAAUCUACUAGAGGUAAACAUGUGAAUGUUUCAUCACCAUAACGUCAAACCAUGAGAAUUCUCUAUAUAUAUGUUUGUUGUUGCUCGACACUACUAUCUUACACUUGAAUGGUUUUUUCUGUUUGUGCUUUUGUAUACUGAUGUAUUGUGUGAUCUGUAAAUUUUGAAAGAGUUCAUUGAUGCUCUCUUGUGUUUGAGUAA
Diospyros lotus (date-plum) is the source of this 2660-nucleotide messenger RNA. RefSeq names its product putative cyclin-B3-1. Gene Ontology annotation, biological process: regulation of cyclin-dependent protein serine/threonine kinase activity; mitotic cell cycle phase transition. Gene Ontology annotation, cellular component: centrosome; cytoplasm; cyclin-dependent protein kinase holoenzyme complex. The record is from RefSeq and is a predicted model, not a curated record. Lineage: Eukaryota; Viridiplantae; Streptophyta; Magnoliopsida; Ericales; Ebenaceae. Gene Ontology annotation, molecular function: cyclin-dependent protein serine/threonine kinase regulator activity. The transcript has 24 exons. The coding region runs from base 257 to 2248 and encodes 663 amino acids.